AUGGAUUCUAGCAAUAUCAUGCAAAUGCAGAUGAACGGGGAAGGAUUUGGCACACCCAUUAAGAAAGCAAGUGUUCCUCUCUCCUGUUUGUCUUUUACACCUGAAUGCGAAGAUAAUUUGAAGCCUAAAUUGGGGAUGACAUUUGAAGGACUAGAGGCCGUGGAGAAGUUCUACAAGAACUAUGCACAUGGAUCUGGUUUUGGAGUUCGUGUUGGACAGCAAAAGAAGUUAGACAAAGAGGUAAUUCGCACUAAACGAUACAUGUGUAAUAGGGAAGGAUUCAAGUCUGAGAAAGGUAAAGAGGUUGCUGGGCCAUCAAAGAAAAUGCGUAAGAACACGGCGACAAGAUGUGGUUGUGAUGCACAUAUCUUUGUGAAGUUGUGUGGUAAUGAUACCUACAAGAUAGAGUCAUGGGUUGAGCAGCACAAUCAUGGUCUUGUGUCACCUGAUAAGCGUCAUUUGAUUAGAUCAAAUCGUCAAGUUAGUGAGAGGGCAAAGAAUGCAUUGUACACAUGUCACAAAGCAAGCAUAGGCACCUGCCAGGCUUACAGGCUCCUCCAAGUCAGUGAAGGCGGGAUUGAUGGUGUUGGAUGCACAAAGAGAGACUUCCAAAACUACUAUCGUGAUCUCAGAUAUAAAAUCAGGAAUGCAGAUGCGCAAAUGUUUGUUGCCCAACUAGCUAGAAAGAAAGAAGUUAAUUCAGCAUUCUUCUAUGAUUUUGAAGUGAGUGAUGAAGGAAACUUGAUGUACGUGUUUUGGGCAGAUGCCACAAGUAGGAAGAACUACAAACACUUUGGUCGCGUGGUCUCGUUCGACUCUACCUACACUACAAACCGUUAUGACAUGAUAUUUGCACCAUUUACAGGGGUUAACCAUCAUUUACAAAGUGUGUUUUUUGGUGCUGCAUUCUUACUAAAUGAGCAGGAGGAGUCAUAUGUUUGGUUGUUUAAGACCUUCCUGAAGGCAAUGGGAGGCGAAGCGCCAGGACUCAUCAUAACCGAUGAAGCUCGUAGCAUUAAAAAUGCAAUUGAUAUAGUUUUUCCAGGCAUAAUACACAGAUUGUGCAUGUGGCAUAUAAUGGAUAAACUUCCAGAGAAAGUCGGGCCGGUGAUCAGAGAAGAACCUGAAUUCUGGAAGAGGAUGAACGCAUGUGUAUGGGGUUCAGAAACUCCAGCCGAGUUUGAGUCAGAGUGGAAUUCCGUAAUUUCAGACUUUGGUUUGAAGGAUAAUGAGUGGUUUACAAAAAGGUUCAGCCUUCGUGAGUCAUGGAUACCGGCCUACUUUAUGGACAUAUCACUGGCAGGCAUUCUCCGAACAACUUCAAGGUCGGAAAGUGCAAAUUCAUUUUUUAACCGUUUCAUUCAUCGCAAGCUCACCCUUGUUGAGUUCUGGCUAAGGUUUGACACAGCUUUAGAAUGCCAACGCCAAGAGGAGUUGAUAGCGGACAACUCAAGCAUCCAUAGGACCCCUCAAUUAGUGACACCAUGGGAAAUUGAGAAACAAGGUAGUGAAGUAUUCACAUAUGAGGUAUUUGAGAAAUUUCAGAAACAAAUUAUUGCUGCCAGGGACCAUUGUUGUGUUCAAAGCAUUACACAAGAUGAGGGAAUAAAAAUAGUAACCUUCAGGACCGGUGCUAGCAAGAUAAGGGAGGUCCGUUGUGACAUAGCAAACAUGAUAGCUAAUUGUUCAUGCAAGUUAUUUGAGUCCCAUGGAAUUCCAUGCCGCCAUAUUAUCCAGGUGAUGAGGAUGGAAAAUCAAGAGGAGCUUCCCACCUUCUAUAUUAUGGAAAGAUGGCAGAAAAGGUGUAAAAGAGAAAGUGUUUACGAUGUUCAGGGUAAUCUUCUAGAAGAGAAGCCCGCGGACUGUUUGGAUGCGGCUGCAAGGAAGAAGAUUUCAACACUACGCAACAAGUUGGAAGAUUUUAUCCAAACAGCCAAACAAUCGGAUGAAGGCAUGGACUUUUUAUUAUCAAGUGUGUUGAGCAUUGAGGAGCCUCUAAGGCAAAAGGUUCCUGCUGCGGUCAAGCACACUAGGCAAGAGGAAUACGAGGCUUUUAUUGGUUGCAACAUUCCUAAUGAAAUCAACAUACACCCGCCAAACGAUGUCCGUUCGGUAGGGAGAAGUAAAAGAAUAAAGAGAGGAAAUGAGAUGUAUGUUGAAGAACAGAAAAAGAAGAAGAAAGAAGUCAAGCCCAAGGUCGCACGCAUGUGCAGAACGUGCAACACGCUAGGAUUUCAUGAUAGUCGCAAAUGCCCAAGCAAAAAUGUUCAAGAAAAAGAAAUAAAUGUGCAAGACAUGCAUACUGAUGGUGCAUCAUGA
Lolium rigidum is the source of this 2319-nucleotide messenger RNA. Its product is annotated as protein FAR1-RELATED SEQUENCE 5-like. Bases 1 to 2319 code for a protein of 772 amino acids. The record is from RefSeq and is a predicted model, not a curated record. Gene Ontology annotation, biological process: regulation of DNA-templated transcription. Lineage: Eukaryota; Viridiplantae; Streptophyta; Magnoliopsida; Poales; Poaceae. The transcript has 3 exons. Gene Ontology annotation, molecular function: zinc ion binding.